Penicillium lagena is the source of this 1113-nucleotide messenger RNA. Its product is annotated as glycoside hydrolase family 16 protein. Bases 1 to 1113 code for a protein of 370 amino acids. The transcript is spliced from 3 exons. Gene Ontology annotation, molecular function: hydrolase activity, hydrolyzing O-glycosyl compounds. Lineage: Eukaryota; Fungi; Ascomycota; Eurotiomycetes; Eurotiales; Aspergillaceae. The record is from RefSeq and is a predicted model, not a curated record. Gene Ontology annotation, biological process: glucan catabolic process.
AUGUACAUGCAUGUCCUUCUUCUCACACUGGGCCUCUUCGUCUACCUAAGCACUGCUGCUUAUACGUUGCUAGAUGACUAUGGCAAUACGGACUCCUUUUUUGACCAAUUCGAAUUCUUUACAGGGGAGGACCCAACUUCCGGCUUCGUCACGUAUGUGGAUCAGGCUACCGCCGAGGCUAGUGGCCUCAUCUCUUCGAAUGAUGAGGCUGUCUACAUUGGCGUCGACAAUACGGCCGUGACCACCACUGGGCGCAAUAGCGUGCGCAUCUCAAGCACGAACACAUACAACCAAGGCCUAUUCAUCCUUGACCUAGGUCAUAUGCCCGCUAGCGCCUGUGGCUCGUGGCCUGCCUUCUGGCUUCUAGGCAAUGGCACCUGGCCCGACAACGGCGAGAUUGAUAUCAUUGAAGGCGUCAACUCACAGGCUGUCGACUCGAUGACCCUGCAUACAACGGACGGCUGCUCGAUCAACGAUUCUGGAUUUACUGGUACGUUGACUACGGGCAACUGUUACUUUGAUGCCGCUGGCCAGAGUAACAACGCUGGCUGCGGUAUUAACAACGUCGACGCCUCGUCCUACGGCACGGGAUUCAAUGGUAUCGGUGGCGGUGUCUACGCUGUAGAAUGGACUGACUCGGGCAUCUCCAUCUGGUUCUUUGGCCGCGAUACCGGUAUUCCCUCCGACAUCACGGACGGUGCUCCUAAUCCUACUUUGUGGCCUGAGCCCCCUGCCACUUUUGCCGGAGACUGCGAUUUUGCCUCGCACUUUAUGGACAUGUCGAUCCACCUGCUUCUAAUUCCACUAACAACCGAUCUAGAUCUUCGAUAUCACCUUCUGCGGCCAGUGGGCCGGCGCCGUCUGGUCCUCAGACGCCAUUUGCGCCCCCUCGACGGCAGCUGCAACGACUACGUCGGAAACAACCCUACUGCAUUCACUGAUACCUACUGGAGUAUCAACGGCCUCCAGGUCUACCAGGAUACCGCCGCUACCAAGCGCAACACUCCCAUGGCUAAGCACCACCGCACGAAUGCUGCUAAGCGCGCCCGCUCUCCGCCCCAACCCAUGCGUGCCCGCCGGUUCGGCCGUGACUCUCUGAAUUACUUCGCAUAG